Xenopus laevis (African clawed frog) is the source of this 489-nucleotide messenger RNA. RefSeq names its product ubiquitin carboxyl-terminal hydrolase 42-like. The record is from RefSeq and is a predicted model, not a curated record. Lineage: Eukaryota; Metazoa; Chordata; Amphibia; Anura; Pipidae. The transcript has 5 exons. The coding region runs from base 3 to 395 and encodes 130 amino acids.
UAAUGCAGAACCAUAUCACUAAGGUUAUGGAUAAACCUGAAGAAGGAUUUGUUGUGCCAGUUGAUAUCUACUUCAACCUAUGCAAUAUUGCUAGUCACUUCAUCGAGGGACAACAAGAAGACGCCCAUGAGUUCCUUCGCUAUACUAUCAAUGCACUGCAACAGGCUUGUCUGAGCGACAGCCAAUAUGCAAGGACAACUUUCAUUUCUCAAGUGUUUCAGGGAUGCCUACGUUCAAGAGUGACGUGUCUGAACUGUACCGAGGCAUCUGACACCUAUGAUCAGUUUAUGGACAUACAGCUGGAUAUUAGGAUGUCAAAGAGCAUUAACCAAGCCCUGUGUCAAUAUGUGCAGCCAGAGCAAUUAGGAGAAUGCAGCUACCGUUGCAGCAAGUAAGUUCCUUUUUCUUAUCUGGGUUUGUUUUUCUUUGCAAUUAUUAAAGGGGUUGUUCACCAUUCAAUUAAAUUUAGUAUGACGUAGAGAGUUAUAU